AUGUGGAAGCUGCAGGUUAAUUUUAUCGCCUUGCAUUAUGCAUAUAUUAUUUUCCUGGGUCUCCUGGGAUUGGUCAUUCUUUAUCCCUAUAGCAAUCUCCGCGCAAUUGAUUCCUACUUCUUCGGGGUCAGCGCCUCGACCGAAUCAGGAUUGAACACUGUCGAUGUAAAGGACUUGAAGCUUUACCAGCAGCUUUUCAUCUACUUCGUUCCGAUAGCCUCGAACAUCGCAUUCAUAAACAUCUUAGUGGUCGUUGUACGUCUCUACUGGUUUGAGAAACGGCUGAAACAGAUCGCUCCCGGAGUCCUUGAUCGAAAGAAUGCUUCGCCCAACUGUAGGGACGAAUACCAUGACCAAGAGGCAAAUCCGAGGGUGUCAAGUGAACCUUUCACAUCGGGGAAUGAGCCAGCCAAAUCAACAGAGAUGAAAGAUGGUGACAACGAGCGCGCUGUUGGGUUCAAGAUUGGACACACAGUACCGGAUGGAUCCAGAAACGACGGCAACGAAUGCUCUGGAAACGACAGCUCGGAGUCCAACAAUGUCAAUAUAUCGCGGAGUAUCUCCUUUGCGGAUCAUACCAGGGCACUCUAUAUUCCUUCACCGUGGGAGCGUGACAGAGGGGUGCCCAUAGCAGAAGUCCCGACAGGCCCGAGCGGAGAUGACGCAGGAAUUGACGAGGAAGACAUCGAGACAAACCACGCGGGCUCUGGUGAUACCAAUCAGCUAUCCAGAAAUAUUUCAGGUACUACAGGUAGGCCAUUUGAAAGGGUAGCUUCAUCUUUGUUCGUGCUUGGAAGACAUCCUAGCAGAGCUCGAGAGCCAUCGCUCCGGCCGGCCAUAUCCCUCUCCAAGGAUGCAAACCUCCCUGAGCUCUCUGCACAAGCGACUCUUGGAAGGAACUCGCAAUUUUACAAUUUGACUGUCGCAGAUAGAGAGCGCCUGGGCGGCAUUGAGUAUCGGAGCCUGAAGCUGCUUUUGAAGAUUGUAAUCGGUUAUCUUGCUGGUCUUCAUCUCGUUGGCGUAGUGUGCCUUGUCGCUUGGAUUCUGCAUGCGGAUCCCAAGUAUCGGGACUAUCUCAAUGAAUGCGGACAGGACAAGGUCUGGUGGGCAAUUUACUCAGCACAAACGAUGGUCAGCAAUCUUGGAUAUACCCUCACUCCGGACUCCAUGGUGUCGUUCAACGAUGCCGUCUUCCCCAUGUUGCUCAUGAGCUUUCUCGCUUAUGCUGGUAACACCCUAUAUCCUUGCUGUCUGCGCCUUGUCAUCUGGAUUAUGUUCAAAUGUGCUCCCGAGAACUCUUCUCUUAAGGAAUCACUUGAUUUUCUACUGAAGUAUCCACGCCGGUGCUAUCUACUUCUUUUCCGCAGUAGGCCAACAUGGAUCCUUUUCGCCAUCAUCUUCGUGCUUAAUUUCGUCGAUGUCAUCUUGAUCUUGGUUCUCGAUCUCAGCAACCCUGCAGUGGAUGAGCUAUCUCCUGGUCCUCGAGUUGCGGCCGCCAUUUUUCAAUCCGCAUCUUCACGGCAUACGGGAACUGCAUCAUUCAAUCUCGCGGACGUGAAUCCAGCAGUUCAAUUCAGCUUACUUGUCAUGAUGUAUAUUUCGGUGUUCCCGAUCGCUAUCAGCGUGCGAGCCUCCAACAUAUACGAGGAGAAGGCAGUUGGGGUAUUCUCGCCAGACACCGAGAUGGACGAAGGCAACGGGAAGAGAUAUGUCUUGACGCAUAUGCGAAACCAACUCAGCUUUGAUUUGUGGUAUAUUUUCCUUGGGAUAAUGUGCAUCUGCAUUGCGGAAUCGCAGAAAAUCAUGGACCCAUCCAAGCCGGCAUUCUCCGUGUUCGCGAUAUUCUUCGAAGUGGUCUCUGCCUAUGGAAACGUCGGCCUAAGCCUAGGAUACCCGACCGUCUCCACCUCGUUCAGCGGACAGUUCGGUAUAUUCAGCAAAAUUGUCAUCUGCGCCAUGAUGAUUCGUGGAAGACACCGUGGGCUGCCAUAUCAGCUCGACCGAGCGAUUUUACUUCCCAGUGACCGACUUGUCGAGGAUGAUAAGGUCGAAACCAGGCCUGAUAUCCCACUGCCACGCAUCCGAAGCAUGGACCCCAUGGACAGCAGACAGCUGAAAUUGAAGAGAUAUCAUACGAGAUAA
Molecule: messenger RNA, 2142 nt
Organism: Aspergillus sclerotioniger CBS 115572
Lineage: Eukaryota; Fungi; Ascomycota; Eurotiomycetes; Eurotiales; Aspergillaceae
Product: putative potassium uptake transporter
Exons: 11
Coding region: 1-2142 (713 amino acids)
Biological process (GO): potassium ion import across plasma membrane; intracellular potassium ion homeostasis
Cellular component (GO): plasma membrane
Molecular function (GO): high-affinity potassium ion transmembrane transporter activity
Source: RefSeq, a predicted model, not a curated record